GCACCCAAUGAAUAUUUGUGUAAAAUCCACUCCUCUAAUCGUUUGUACUUUAAAAAAAAAAAAAAAAUUUCUUAUCCAAAUAGUUGGUCAUUGGGCCUUUGAGUCAUGGGCCUAAUGGGACUUUUGCUUCGAACAUAAUGGGUCAGGGAAUAGUUUCCAUGACAAAAUGGGCCGAAUUUGGGCCAAGCAACAAAUGACAUGGCCCAAACCUGAACGAUCUCUCAAGCUUAAACUCUCUUUUCCGCUUCACUACGACUCUGAUGUUUGUGUGGCUCUGUGACAUAAAUUCCAGUCGCUCAGUACUUUCCCUCUCAGCCAGCCCCCAACAUUUUGUGCGAGGGCUAACUUUGCCUCCAUAUCUGAAAAGGCUUCAGAAUCUUGUUGGGUUUUCAGCUCCAUUAGAGUACCGAGCUAGCUGAAAAAGUCAUGUCAGAAAAGGAAGCAAACCCAACAUUUAGCAAGUCAACUGGCCUGCCUCGGAAGCGUUUCUACCGAGCAAGAGCACACAGCAACCCUCUGAGUGACUCCCACUUUCCAGUACCCAUCUCCCCAGGUCAUGUGGAUUAUUCUCUUCAUUACCCGCAACACUUCCCCUCAUCUGAUCAAGUGGACAGCGGUAAAAAGAUCCAGUUUGCAGAUAUUGGUUGUGGUUUUGGGGGACUGCUGAUAAGUCUUUCAACCCUUUUCCCCGAGACGCUGAUGAUCGGAAUGGAGCUUAGAGAUAAGGUGACAGAGUAUGUCAAGGAAAGGAUCUUGGCUUUAAGGGUGACAAAUCCUGGCCAAUACCAAAAUAUCUCAGUGGUUCGGACUAAUUCCAUGAAAUACAUUCCGAAUUACUUUGAGAAAGGACAGCUUUCGAAGAUGUUUUUCCUGUUCCCGGAUCCUCACUUCAAAGAGAAAAACCAUCGCCGUAGGGUCAUCAGUCCAUUCUUACUGGAUGAGUAUGCUUAUGUUCUAGAGGUUGGUGGGAUUAUAUACACAAUUACAGAUGUUGAAGAACUUGGCGACUGGAUGAAGGCUUGCUUGGAGAAUCAUCCUAUGUUUGAAGCUCUCACAGAUGAAGAGCUCAAAGCCGAUCCAGUUACGAAGCUAUUGAGUUCUGCAACAGAGGAAGGACAGAAGGUUGACAGAAAUGGGGGACAGACUUUCCGAGCUGUUUACAGACGCGUUGCACCAUCCCUAUGACUUUCAGCGUCGACCAGUGGAUUGAUUAACUUGGAAUUGUAGUGGAUUUUUUGUGUGUGUCAGUUUGCAACUGCCAAAGUACUCUUGACAAGGGUUGUCUGGUUUUUGAAAUCUUUGAUUUACUAAUUUUAUUGAACUAUACAUGUUUUUCACGCUACACUUCUAUUAUCAAUCUUUCUCUUGAUACAUGGAUUUAUCAUCAGACUUGUGGAUAUACAUGUUUACCCAUUCAUUAUUUACGAAGAAGCAAGUCUUUUUUUUUUUUUUUGGUCAAAGAAGCAAUUCUCAUUCAUGCUAUUUUUUUGUUUUUUUGGGAAAGAUGCUUUAUUAAAAACAUCGUAAGAGUGUAUAAAGGAUAGGAUCCGAAAUUCAAAAUGAUUCAGAAAUGAAAACUUAAUUUUAAAAAAAGAUUCGCGGCUUAAACACUCACAAGAAAACAAAGAGAAAGAAAGAAGAAGAAAAAAUACUGCACUUUUGGUUACCAACCAUCAUCCAUUACUUUCAAGUUGGUACGCUAAAUUUACUUAUCAAUGAGAAAGAAAAGCCUAUUUCUUACUUUUCUAUGAACUUAUAUGAACUUAAGAGGAUGUGAAUUCUCUUUUCUAAAAUUUGAAGAUAUUUUUUAAAAAUAAAAAUAAAAAUAAUUAGAAGAUAUAAUUUUCUUUAAAUAAAAUAAAAAAGACACGAGGUGAUGAAGUUGGAAUUUAACAACUUAUCGGAUUCGAAACCGCACCGACCCAAAAACUGAGCUGAUAUCAGCCUUUGCCGACUGAGAAGAAGCAAAAGACGAAGCAUUUAUCGAUUUGAUUGAAGGAAGGAAAUAUGGCCACAAACAGCAGAGAAGCCCGAAGGAGGAAGAUAAUGGAGCGAGGAUCCGACCGCCUAGCCCUAAUCACGGGUCGGAUCCAAACCCUACCAUCCUCCUCUUCUUCAUCAACAGACCCAGCAACUCACCCUGAAGAUACAGACCCACCAUCGCACCCGUUGAUUUCCCAUGAUCAGGAGCCCCAAAUCCAUGUCCCAGAUCAAAUCCCAGUGGUCACCCCUGAGAUUGAGGAAAAGGGGUUUGAUUUGCAAUGUGACACAAAUACUGAAGAAGUCUUUGGAGCCACUGAUUCACAAACCCAACCACUUGUGUCCUCAUCAUCAAGGGUUGAAAGACCAUCACCAUCAUCAUUACCAACAUUAACACCAUUUCAAAAACCUAGACUUGUCACUUGGACUGGAAUAAGUGAUGCCAUUGAAGCAACAGAAGGGACCCGCAUUUACAUUUCAUUGGCAGUAGCCUUGUUGGUGGUUUUAGCCCAUCUGGGUUUUCCUUUACUUGGGAGUAAAAUGGUGAAGACUCUUUUGGGUUUUAGGCCUCUCUAUCUAGUUUUGGUGACCAAUGUAACACUCGUGCUUGUGCGAAUUGUCGAGAGCGGUAGACGAAGACUCUCUGGAAUGGCUGGCAGAUUUGGUGAGCUUAAUAUGCCAGUUGACGGAUAUGAAUGGGCUGAUCGGUUAGGCAGGACUUUACAGGCAGGCUUGGUGAUGAAGAAGGUACUUGAUGCUCUGUUCAUGGACUGUGCUGUGUAUGCAAUAAUUGUUGUAUGUGGCCUCUCUUUUGCACAGCAGUUGAGCUAGAAUUUGCAUGUUGUAUUUUUGGUAUGUCAGCUUAUAUCAGUGAACUUGCCCUUCUGGUUUUGUAACUUACAUUAUGCAACUUAACUGCUGCUUGAGCAGCAUUUUCUAUAUGUUAAUAUUCCUUUGGGAUAACAAAAAUGAUUUUAAAAAAAAUGGUAAGUACCUUUCUUCUA
Messenger RNA from Prunus persica (peach), 2984 nucleotides. Its product is annotated as tRNA (guanine-N(7)-)-methyltransferase. The coding region runs from base 427 to 1185 and encodes 252 amino acids. Gene Ontology annotation, cellular component: tRNA methyltransferase complex. The record is from RefSeq and is a predicted model, not a curated record. Lineage: Eukaryota; Viridiplantae; Streptophyta; Magnoliopsida; Rosales; Rosaceae. The transcript has 3 exons. Gene Ontology annotation, biological process: tRNA methylation; RNA (guanine-N7)-methylation. Gene Ontology annotation, molecular function: tRNA (guanine(46)-N7)-methyltransferase activity.